AUGUCAACGACUUCGUGCUGGGCCUUUGAACCAAAAUCGAAUUGUUCAGCCAAUGAACUACUCGCUUGGCUAAAUGGCAUCGUAGGAGCUGACUUUGGAGAAGUUAGCGAAUUACGUACUGGUGCAGCCUAUUGCCAAGCUAUGCAUUAUCUUUUCCCCUACACAAUUGAUUUGAGAACGGUUGUAUUUUUUACUAAUGUGAAAAUGGAUUGUGUACAUAACUAUAAGUUGCUGCAAUCAGCAAUUGACUCUCUCAGAUUUGUUAUCAAGUCUAAGAUAAUACCGAUAUUGGAUAUUACUGAGUAUCGCUAUAUACCAAAUUUACAUUUUCUAAUUUGGUUUAAACAGUUUUAUGAUUCUCACUGUAAAAACUCAACUAGCACUCGUGAUCAUGUUGCAGAACGCUUCAAUCAAAAAAUUGGUUAUGGCACUCCAACCAAUGAAUCCGUACAAAAAUAUAUAGCGGUUGCCAAUACCAAACCACAAAGUAUCCAUAAGGCUGAAAUUAUUAAAAAGCUGCUUGAUAUAAAGGUUGGUUCAAAGAGCUCAGAGAAAGACCACAAGGAUGCUAUGCUACAGAGCGUGCUUGCUGAAAGGAAUUCAUAUAAGAAAAAAUUGAAUAAUAUUGAGGCAGUGUGCAAACAAUACUUGACUAAACAUCCGUUUGCUUACAAAAUGGUGAAAAUCCUACAGGAUGUUAAAAUACAAGAAAGGUCAUUUACUGCACAAGGAUUAUCAAAAAAAAACGAAUUAUUGUAG
Messenger RNA from Teleopsis dalmanni, 759 nucleotides. Its product is annotated as microtubule-associated protein RP/EB family member 3-like. Lineage: Eukaryota; Metazoa; Arthropoda; Insecta; Diptera; Diopsidae. Gene Ontology annotation, molecular function: microtubule plus-end binding. The transcript has a single exon. The record is from RefSeq and is a predicted model, not a curated record. Gene Ontology annotation, cellular component: cytoplasmic microtubule; microtubule plus-end; microtubule organizing center. Bases 1 to 759 code for a protein of 252 amino acids. Gene Ontology annotation, biological process: regulation of microtubule polymerization or depolymerization; protein localization to microtubule plus-end; spindle assembly.